AUGAGUUCUGAUCGUGAGAUUGGCUCGACCGGAAGACCCUAUUUUGGGCAGCCUAUUCGUAGACAAAGAAAGCCGAUUCGCCUCAACUUUGUCGACCCUUGGUCUUUUCCGAGGAAGAGGGAAGCAAAGCUAGCCCCGGAUCGGGGGGGAAAUAGUGUUGUAACCGAAGUAGACUACCGAACGGGUGUGGGGAAGAAUCCCGCCAAAGGUUCCAUUUCUGAUUCCUCUCAAACGGUUAACUCAAGGGAUUCGAUUCUCUUUUACUUUACGCUAGGUGAGACCGAGAAAUCGAUUGCGGGUGAAGCCUUAGUUGUCGUUGGUGGUGGAGGAAAGGCUUUCACUGGCCCACUAAAUUUCCUCCAUGAAUUGAACUAA
Molecule: messenger RNA, 375 nt
Organism: Striga hermonthica
Lineage: Eukaryota; Viridiplantae; Streptophyta; Magnoliopsida; Lamiales; Orobanchaceae
Source: the annotation of a GenBank genome assembly